CUCCAGCCUUUCUUCUCCUUCCUUCCUUCCCUCUCCUCUCUCCCUCUCCGCUUCAAGUCCCCGCCUUUUCCGUCUCUCCUUCUCCUUCUCUCUCCCCUCUCUGCGAUUUCUAGGGUUUGGAGCUAGCUUCUUCUCCAUAGCCGACCCCCCUCAACCUCCAAUCCCCCCAUCAUUCAAUCCGACCGAGGUUGCAUUCCGAUAUCUCCUCCCUGCUCGUCCGCGAUCCGCCUCCAUUUCCGGGGUCGUCGUUCCCUCUGGCUCGCCGCGAUCCAGGAUUUCUUCACGAGAAUGUUUGAUUAAUCGACUGCUGUAAAUGUGGUAUAGCUCCAAAGAUGAGAAGCUCUCAGGAAACCGACGCUUAAUGGACUGCUCACCCAACAGCACUGAUAAGAAAACUUUGAAGAGGUGGUUCUUCUUAGACAAGAGGGUUGGGUAAAAGAAAACUUAGGGGAAGAGAGGUGCCUUGUUAAGACUUCAGUUUUGUCAAGAGGCAGCAGUGAGGGUACAUUCUGGUUAUAUAGGUAGACGUCUAUACUUAGCACCGGAUCUGGAACCAAUGGAAAUAACAUCUAGUCACGCUUCUCCUGUUCUCGCCGAUCCAGCACCUGCUAGUAAGGGUAGACUUGGAGGGGUCCACACUAGCCUGUUGUCAGGUGCGUCUUUUUCCUCUAGCAAGUACGUAAAAAUUCCAAGAAGGAAGCCUGGGAAACUUGAUGAUGUUCGGUCUAAUGGAUGGCUUGAUUCCAUGAAAGCAUCUUCACCCCCUCGAAAGAAGCUGGUCAAGGACUUCAACUUAGAAGUUGCUUCAGAGGAUUUUGAUACUGCUUACAUGUCCUGGAUGCUCAAGUAUCCAUCAGCACUCAGAUCCUUUGAGCAUAUAAUAGAUCAAGCGAAGGGCAAGAAAAUAGCAAUAUUUUUAGACUAUGAUGGAACUCUUUCUCCAAUAGUUAAUGACCCUGAUUGUGCUCUUAUGUCUGACGAUAUGCGCUCUGCUGUAAAGAAUGUCUCGAGGCAUUUCCCAACUGCAAUUAUUAGUGGAAGAAGUCGUGAUAAGGUCUAUGACUUGGUAGGACUAACUGAACUAUAUUAUGCUGGUAGUCAUGGAAUGGACAUAAUGGGCCCCAUCAGCAACAGUGGGUCCAGUGACCAUCCUCGUUGUGUUAAAUCAACUGACCAACAGGGCAAGGCAGUAAACCUAUUCCAGCCAGCUAGAGAAUUUUUACCCGUGAUCGACGAGGUUUUUAGAACCCUUGUCGAGUCCACAAAGGGUAUUAAAGGCGCAAAAGUGGAGAACCAUAAAUUUUGUGCCUCUGUACAUUAUCGGAACGUAGAAGAGAAGAAUUGGCCUGUUAUUGCUCAGUGUGUCCAUGAUGUCUUAAAAGGCUAUCCUCGUUUACGGUUAACUCAUGGGCGAAAGGUUUUAGAGGUCCGCCCAGUGAUUGACUGGAACAAGGGUAAAGCAGUGGAAUUCCUUCUUGAUUCACUCGGGUUGAGAAGCUGCAAUGAUGUGCUUGCGAUAUACAUCGGGGACGACAAGACUGACGAAGAUGCCUUCAAGGUGCUGCUAAAGAGCAACACUGGAUUCGGCAUUUUGGUGUCUUCGAUCCCGAAAGAAACCCGGGCGUUUUACUCUCUGAAGGAGCCAUCGGAGGUGAUGGAGUUCUUGAGGACCCUUGCCAGUUGGAAAGAGACAGAGGACUCGGACAAGUAUCAGAGCCCUGUCUGACCAUAAUUAAUUUGUUUUUCUCUAUCCUCUUAUAUUAUUUUAUUUUAUUUCUAAUUUCGUGUUUUUCUCUCUCUGAAUUUAUUAUGUAAUUUUUAAGGGUUUGGAUAGCUAUCUCAGUACAUUUUAUUUAGUCACUUUCUAUUGCGAUUGUAAUAGAAAAAUCAGAAUGGCUGAAUGGAGUUUGCAAUGGUUAUGUUGGCCUCUCAGCUAAA
Molecule: messenger RNA, 1938 nt
Organism: Punica granatum (pomegranate)
Lineage: Eukaryota; Viridiplantae; Streptophyta; Magnoliopsida; Myrtales; Lythraceae
Source: RefSeq, a predicted model, not a curated record